AUGGCUUCGGAUACUUCCAAAACAACAGAACAUGGCGCCUUUCAAAUCGAUAUCUAUGGGCAAUUCAACCCACCUCGAUUCCCAACCGAUCCUACACAAUGGGAACCCCUAGCAAGGCGCUCUGUACCGUCCCCAAAUUUUAUGUAUGUCUACGGUUCUGCGACAACCGGGCAGACGUGUCGCGCAAAUCUCCAAGCCUUCGAGUCGCGCAAGAUUGUACCCCGGAUGCUUGUAGAUGCAAAGGAAAAAUCGACUAGGGUCGAAAUCCUGGGGAAAGAAUAUUCGUCGCCAUUAAUUUGUGCACCUGUUGGUGUACAGAAUAUUAUGAACCCGGAAGGGGAAGAAGCGACUGCCAAGGCUUGUGCAAAUCUGGGAAUUCCGUAUAUUCUAAGCACUGCGUCCACAAGAUCUAUUGAACAAGCAGCGGAGGCGUCGGGUGACGGUGAUAGAUGGUAUCAAUUGUAUUGGCCAAAAACAGACGAAAUCACAAUAAGUUUAUUGGAUAGGGCUUGGAAUAGUGGGUAUAAUGUUCUGGUUGUGACACUGGACACAUUUCAACUUGGAUAUAGGCCAGGAGAUUUAGAUAAUUGCUAUCUGCCUUUUAUCUGGGGAGAAGGGUGCCAAAUCGGGUUCUCCGACCCAGUAUUUCAACGACUUUAUGACGCUGGAAAGUACAAUGACCCAAACAAACCAAGUUCCGUUUUUGAUCUGCUCGGAAGGGCAGCAAAUCCUUUCCAGGCCUGCAAACUUCUUUACAAUGCUCUUACCAUCAAAAAAUCUCUAGCCUGGAUAUCGGAAAUAUCAGGCGCCAAUUAUAAAACCUGGAAAGAUCUUGCAUUUUUGAAAGAACACUGGCCAGGGAAAAUACUGUUAAAGGGUAUCCAAAGUGUCGACGAUGCAAAGAUCGCUGCUGGCAUGAGGGGUACCAUCGAUGGUAUCAUUGUUAGCAACCAUGGUGGGCGGCAGGUGGACGGCGCUAUAGCGAGUCUCGACGCUUUAGAGAGGAUUGCAUCCGACGAAACAGUUAAGAAUAGUCACUUAACUAUUCUUUUCGAUAGUGGAAUAAGGACUGGCAGCGACGUACUAAAAGCAAUGGCCCUUGGGGCUCAGGGUGUCUUAAUCGGACGGCCAAUGAUGUGGGGCCUUGCAAUGGGAGGCGAGCUUGGAGUCGAGCACAUUUUUAAGUGUUUGCGGGCCGAUUUAGAGAUCAACAUGGCCCUUGCUGGUAUCAAAGAUAUAAAGAGUGUCGACCGCAAUAUCUUGGCUUUCGAGGCCCCAGCGAAACUAUGA
This is a messenger RNA of Orbilia oligospora ATCC 24927, 1290 nucleotides long. RefSeq lists its product as uncharacterized. NCBI's taxonomy places the organism in Eukaryota, Fungi, Ascomycota, Orbiliomycetes, Orbiliales, Orbiliaceae. The transcript has 3 exons. The record is from RefSeq and is a predicted model, not a curated record. Gene Ontology annotation, molecular function: oxidoreductase activity; FMN binding. Bases 1 to 1290 code for a protein of 429 amino acids.